UUCAUUGUGUUUUUUCGCCGAACGAAUUUAUCAAAUUAUCCAGAGAAUGUUGUUUUACAGAUUGGACCUCCAUGUUCAUGCGUAUAAUAAAUAAAUAACCGUGCAUCGGAUUAAACCAAACUUAAUAUGUAAAAUGAUCAGAAUUUUGUGUAGAUUAAUAAUUUCCAACUUUCAUCCAUGAUAAAAUAAAUUAAACUUGCUGUUUGCAUUAAUUUGCAUAAAUGACAUGCUAAAAUGAGUGAAAUUGGUUAUUCGAUAUUAUGUGAAUUUCUUUUUUGAAUGGAGUGAAAUCAAUUUUUGAAAUGAGUGAAAUAGUUGUUUGGAAAUGAGUGAAAUUGGUGUUUUGAAAUGGGUGGAAUCAUUUUUUCAUGGACUAGUAUUUGUUUAUUGAAAUGAUUGAAAGCAGUUUUCUAAACGAGGAAAAUCUAUUCUUGAAAUGAAUGAAAUAGUUUUUUUGAAUUGAGUGAAAUCAUUUUUGAAAUGACUGAAAUCAAUUUUUUGAAAUGGGUGAAAUCCUUUUUUUGAAAAUGAGUGAAUUCCUUUUUUGAAAUGAAAUAAAACAAUUUUGUGAAAUGAGUGGCUCGGUGUUUGGAAAUGUGUGAAAUUGUUGAAAUCACUUUUUGAAAUAGUAGAAAAGUGUAAUGUUUUUGAAAAUAGUGACAUAUUUAUAUUAAAAAUGAGUGAAAUCAGUUAUUUGAAAUGAGUGAAUAUUUUUUUUCUUCUAAAUUUAGUGAAAUCAGUUUGUUGAAACUAAUCAAAAUGUAUCCUAGAUCGGUCUUGUUUUAACUUUCAGAACCGAAAAUUUGGUUGAAAAGUUAUGAGCACUUACAACAAAAAUAAAAUGCAGGGCUUUCAGUUUGUCGAGAGAGAGAGAGUCGUGCGUGCAGCAACCCGCCCAUCCCUCUACUCUCGUUCUCUUCCUUCAUAGUCAUUCUGGCAAAAGAACAUGCAUGUCAUCGCAUAUUACAAUCUAUAUGUGCGGCAAAAGUUUUCAAUUCUUUAUAUCGCAACUCGACGCACCAAUCUUGAUGGCAAAGUGGGCGGUGGAUGCAUUGCCGUUACAUACCGGCACCGGUAGAAUUAUCACUUUCAGGGUGAAGCCGGCUGGAGAGCACGCAUCUUAAAGCAGCGCGCAUAUUAAAGCAACCGCCUGAUGACUAACAACAAAUAGUUUGUCUAAUUCACAUCUAGAUAUUUUUUAAGGAUGUCACAUCUAAGCUCUUACAAAUAUAUAAUGCAUCAACAAGAAAUAAAAAAACUAGGACAAAAAAUAGACCACAAACUGAGUGGACAUGAGCUUAGAUGUGACAUAACUAUGUCACAUCUAGAUGUGUCCUAGACAGACCCAACAACAAAUCCUUUGCUUUCUUCCAGGAAGGCAUUCAGCCACCGGGCGACAAUGGCGGCGGCAGCGGCCUCCGGGCUCCUACUCCGGAAGGAGCUUCAUCGGAGAAUGCAAGAAGACCGGGGAGUGGGAGCGCUCGCUGCUCUGCUCUGGGCUCUGGGGUCGCUUCCUUUGCGCCAGCACGAGGGAGCAAGCGACCGGAGGGAGGGAGCAACGACGACGGCGAUACAACACCUCCUCUGCGCCUAUAAAUACAACAGAAGCCAUUAUCUAUCGAUCAACCAAACCAUUUCGGCUAUCAAUCGUUCCUCCCUCCCGUUAACAACAGAAGAGAACAGAACAGGCUCCCUUCUUCCUCCCCACCCGUCUUCCCUGCCCGGCUCCGGCUCGCCGCCAUGGCCGCCAACGCGUGCUGUACGUGCGGCGACGCUAUCGACGACGAGAAAGAAGACACGACGUUCUUCGAGUGCGUUCGCUGCGCAAGGUGGCAGCACAACUGCUGCUUCAAGAACUGGGAUUCGUCGGAGGACCCCGAACUGUGCGAUAUUUGCCUCGACCAACAGAAGCAGCAGCCCCACACCACCAGUGGGUGGAGAAACUCGCGAGCUUGGACUUCCGGAUGAUAUGCGAGCCCUACCGCUUCUGCUAUCUCUGCAGCAAGCACUUCUGCGCGCGCUGCUGCCCCGCCGCCCCACCCAGCCGCAGGCGCGAUCACGGCAAUCACCCCACAUUCAUAAUCGAGGUGGUGCAGCACGAGGGGCUGCUGAUCGUCAGAUUGGAGGACGUUAACCACUUCUACGACUGCUCUCGCGUCGAGCCGGAGAUGGCAUUCCCAGGUUGGGUGCGCCUGCAUCCCAAGCCGGAGGAGCAGGAUGCAGGCGGCGGCGGCGGAGGAGAGCCGUGCGGCUUCAGGGAAUGCAACCGUCGAAUAGCCCAAGACUAUGAUUUCUGCUCCAUCCACUGUCAGUUCGAAGAGAUAGGCCGUGAUCCGGUGAUGCCCCCUACUCGCCAAGCGGUCCUGGAUAGUCGGGCUCAGAAGUAUCGUGUGAAGGGACUCCUGACGCUGGAGCAUUCAAAUGGGACACCGAUCGUCAGUCUGGGACAUGGAUGGGACAAGUUCUGCCUCCUCUGCCACGCCGGAUUCAGCUCCCAGGUGUGCCAUCACCACGACAAUCACAGCACCAUCGAAAUCAUAGACACCCCAGAGUUCGGUCUUGUCGCACGCUUCAUACAAACGCUCCAUGGGGAAUGGCUUACCUCCUUGAGCACCGUUCAGAGUUCUAGGGAGGAGAGAGCCCUUGAUGAUGGUUAUGGGUGGUUUUAUACUGAGGUGAUCGUGGAGGUGCCCUUGAUGAUGCAGUCGCACCCAGUUUCAGAGCUACGCCCGAAUUCUUGUCGGUGUGGUAGUGGCAUCGACAAGGACAUGGUGUACUGCUCAGUUCAGUGCAUGGUUAGAUUAUCUUGGAAGAUCCUACUUCAUGCUAAAACUGUGCAAUUGCUGAUAUAUCUUUGCUUGCUUACUUGUGACGCCGGCUCAACUUUCCCAAAAAAUGCAGGCGGGGGACUUGUGAGCGAGCUUCCCAAGCCAAACCGAGGGAGCUGACAAGACAUGAUUCUUUUUCCCAAUGCCACUUCUUGUGGUCAAUUGCUUUUAUUCUUUCAUCUGUAAGAAACUGAAUGUGUGUCUAAUAGUGAGAUGAUACCUACAAACGUUGUGUAUACUCAUGAGUUACUAGUUCCAGCAAGAUUAAUUUGUAGUUUCCCAGCGCAAGGAAUAUUUUGGAAUGUGAGGGGGAUUAGACAGGACACAAAGAAAAACUUUAUCAGAGAGGCAA
Molecule: messenger RNA, 3180 nt
Organism: Aegilops tauschii subsp. strangulata
Lineage: Eukaryota; Viridiplantae; Streptophyta; Magnoliopsida; Poales; Poaceae
Source: RefSeq, a predicted model, not a curated record